Paramecium sonneborni is the source of this 1313-nucleotide messenger RNA. The record is from the annotation of a GenBank genome assembly. NCBI's taxonomy places the organism in Eukaryota, Ciliophora, Oligohymenophorea, Peniculida, Parameciidae.
AAAAAAUAGAAUACCUAUGAAAAUAGUUGUUAUAGGACAUGUUGAUUCUGGAAAAUCAACUACAAUAGGGCAUUUAAUUUAUAAGUUAGGUGGAAUAGAUUAAGAAACUAUAAAAUAAUUUGAAGAGGAAGCUAAUAAAAUUGGUAAAGGAUCAUUUAAAUAUGCUUGGGUUUUGGAUAAUCUUAAAGAUGAAAGGGAAAGAGGGAUUACAAUUAAUACUUCUUUCAAAAAUUUUAAAUCAAAAAAAUAUGAUUAUAGUGUGAUUGAUGCACCAGGACAUAGAGAUUUCUUAAAAGGUAUGAUAACAGGAACAUCAUAAGCAGAUGUAGCUUUAUUAAUGAUUUCUUCAAGUGUUGGUGAAUUUGAGGAGGGUAUAUCUCGAUAAGGAUAAACUAAAGAACACAUAUUAUUGGCUUAUUAACUUGGAAUUAAAUAAAUAAUUUGUGCAAUAAAUAAGAUGGAUGAUAAAUCAGUAAAUUAUUAACAAUAAAGAUAUGAUGAAAUAGUUAAAGAAUUAAAAAUUUAUUUAAAAAAAAUAGGAUACAAUGAAAACAAUAUUCCAUUUAUACCAAUUUCUGGCUGGAAUGGUGAUAAUAUGUUAAAUCCAUCACCCAAUUUAUUAUGGUAUCAUGGUCCAACUCUAUUCGAAGCAUUAGAUACAGUAAUACCACCUUAUAGACCAAUAGAUAAACCAUUAAGACUUCCAUUAUCAGAUGUAUAUAAAAUAGGUGGUAUUGGAACUGUUCCAGUAGGAAAAGUAUAAACUGGUGUAUUAAGAUAAGGUAUGAUUCUUUAGUUUGCACCAUCUGGUAUAGUAAGUGAAGUAAAAUCCUUAGAAAUUACGCAUUCAGAUUAUUAUGAGGCAAUACCUGGAGAUUAGAUAGGUUUCAAUGUUAUAAAUGUAUCAGUUAAAGAUUUAAAAAGAGGAUAUGUUGCUUCUGAGUUAAAGAAUGAUCCAGCAAAAGAAUGCAUUUCAUUUAUUGCUUAAGUAAUUAUAGUAAAUUAUCCUGAUAAAAUUUCAAAUGGAUAUUGUCCAAUAAUAGAUUGUCAUACAGCACAUGUUGCAUGUACAUUUGAUAAAAUAAUAUCUAAAAUUAAUAGAAGAACAGGUAGAGUAAUAGAAGAGGAACCUAAAUUUAUUAGAUCAGGAGAUUGUGCUAUUAUUAAAUUGAUACCAACAAAACCUUUAUGUGUUGAAGUGUUUUCUGAAUAUCCACCAUUAGGUAGAUUUGCUGUAAAAGAUAUGAAAUAAACUGUUGCAGUUGGUAUUAUUAAAUCAGUUGAAAAAAAAGAAAUGCAAAUAAUUAAAUGAG